CAAAAACAGAUGAGACUGAAACCAAUAUUCGGCUUCUGCCGGACACAUAGAAAACGAGAAAGAAAAAAAAACCGAGAGAGAGAAUAGGGGAAGAAGGGAUAGAGGAAGAAAUUCGGAAUAAGGAAUAAAUGGGGAGAGAGAGGAAGAAGCAGAAGACGGAGUGGGACGGAAGGAAGAGGAGAUGCAGAGGAAAGAAAGGAAAAGAAGCAUGAAAAGAGGAAGAGGAUUGGAUUUUUGGGCGUCUACAAUAAUUUACAAGAGGGGUGAAAGAUUGGGGCAUGGUUCAGAUAUACAUGCAAUUGAGAUUGUUGGGUAUCUGAAAGUAGGCAACUUUGUUUCUAGGGAACUUCAAAGGUGCCCUAUUGCUUCGUUUGAUUUGGGUCGUCAAGUAUCGAAUAAGUUAUUGUUUCAUUGCAAUUUAAGCCACAGCCUUAUUAAAGGAAAAAUCAAGCACUCGCAUAUAUCUUUGUGCAAGAUGGAAACUCCUUGAUUUUAACUAAAAUUGUUAAAUUUUUUGAUGUGGUUUUUGUGUGCAGGACUCUUAUGAGGAUCUGUUUAAAGAGCUGAGCAAGUAUAGACUGAUCAUUCUCAGGCUAGAAUUAUAAUUAAAGAGUUGGUCUGUUGGUGUAUGAAAAGCAAUUGGAUAGGCAAGACAGUUUCAGACCAAGUCGAAUCAAAGCUGCUGUUCAGUUGGUUAAGGAUGAGCUAGAAGCUGAAAGAAAGUUGAGAAAGCAUUCAGCCGCACUUCUGCACGCGCGUGAGCCCGUGCGUGAAGGCUAGUUAGUUGAAAACUAGGUGUACUUUAAGGGGUUGAUUAAUAGAAAAAGACUUUCAUUGGUCGCC
Messenger RNA from Rosa rugosa (rugosa rose), 843 nucleotides. RefSeq lists its product as uncharacterized. The transcript has 3 exons. NCBI's taxonomy places the organism in Eukaryota, Viridiplantae, Streptophyta, Magnoliopsida, Rosales, Rosaceae. Bases 182 to 490 code for a protein of 102 amino acids. The record is from RefSeq and is a predicted model, not a curated record.